AUGUCUGCACGUUACGCUCGUAUUCCUUUCCCGUUAACUCACCGCUCUCUUGCGGUCCGCGGGAUCAAUAGGACGAACAUUUGGCCUCCUGUUCAGCGGCAUUCGCAGGCGUCCCCUCUCGGGAAUGUGGUACUCCGAAAUGCAUCGCGCCGAACGAUGUCGACGACCUUCCAAAUACCUAAGGUACAGAGGGCGGCGAUUUUCGAAAAGACUGGUGCGCCUUUGAAGAUCAAGGACGACCAUCCCGUCAAGCAGCCGUCGGAGCUCAAGCCCGGAGAAUGUCUCAUUCACCUUGACUGCAGCGGAGUGUGCCACACCGACCUGCAUGCGAAGAAUGGCGACUGGCCGAUUCCCGCGAAGCUCCCCCUUAUUGGUGGACAUGAGGGUGUUGGCAUCGUAGUUGCGAUCGGAGAGCAUACUCAGGAUUCCCCUGUGAAAAUUGGCGACCGUGUUGGGAUCAAGUGGCUCGCUUACUCCUGCCUUGAUUGCGAGAUGUGUAGGAAGGGCCUCGAGCAAAGCUGUUUGAAUGGUCAAUACAGCGGCUUCACCGUGGACGGCACGUACUCCCAGUACGUCACGUCGUGGGUUCGCCACGUCACUCCUAUCCCCGAGGGCAUCUCGAGUGCGGAAGCCGCAUCAAUUCUCUGUGCAGGUGUCACCGUCUACCGUGCGAUCAAAUACUCGAAGGUACAUAUCGGCGACUGGAUCGUGCUCCCUGGCGCAGGCGGAGGACUCGGCCACUUAGCUGUUCAGUAUGCCGCAGCGAUGGGUUUGCGCGUCCUCGCGGUUGACACGGGUGCGGAGAAGAAGAAGUUGUGCAUGAAGCUCGGCGCAGAGAAGUGGAUCGACUUCAAGGAGUCGAAGGACCUUGUUGCGGAUAUUAAAGCUGCAACUGGCGGGCUUGGCCCACAUGCGGCCGUAGUAACGGCGUCCACGGGCGCGGCGUACUCGCAGGCGAUUGAUUACCUGCGAAACGGCGGUACCCUCAUGGUUGUUGGGCUGCCAGCGAAGGCUGCGCUGGAGGCGGACAUCUUCUACACUGUCACGAAGAGCAUCCAAAUUAUCGGUUCCUAUGUCGGGAAUCGACAAGAUGCGCGGGAAGCGUUGGAUCUUGCCGCCCGGGGUAAGGUCAAGUGCCACUUCACCCUGAAGCCUUUGGAUGCGCUAGCGGACACGUUUGAAGGCAUGGAGAAAGGCUCAAUUGUCGGCCGGGUGGUUCUUAACAUGAAGGAUUGA
Molecule: messenger RNA, 1236 nt
Organism: Sparassis crispa
Lineage: Eukaryota; Fungi; Basidiomycota; Agaricomycetes; Polyporales; Sparassidaceae
Product: Alcohol dehydrogenase 4, mitochondrial
Exons: 6
Coding region: 1-1236 (411 amino acids)
Molecular function (GO): oxidoreductase activity
Source: RefSeq, a predicted model, not a curated record